AUGUCAGGCGAAAUUAGUAUCGCUUGUUCAUGCACCAGCGUGGCGCCGCUGCCAAGACAAGCAAGCGGGCGGGAUCGAGCUGGCAUCGCCGCCAAAAUGGCGUCGACGCCAAGCCGUCGCCAAGUGAGGGAUCCUUUACUUCGUACAGACGAUUUGACGUUAUCGAAAGCGAAACAAAUUUGUCAAGCGGCAGAAAUUUCUAAGGAAGAAAGUAUGUGUAUCAACGGCAAAGAGGCGGAGAGCAGUCAGGUGGAUAAAGUUCAGGGCGACAGCCGCGGGGCGCGCAGCUGGCGCAGCGACAGGGGCCGAAUGCAGACCGAGGCUGGAAGGGGGCCGCGCGGCGCGAGUCAGCCCAGCGCUGCAGCCCGCGCCGCAGCCUUUUAUAUUUUAUUAAUAACAUAA
Parnassius apollo (apollo) is the source of this 402-nucleotide messenger RNA. The record is from the annotation of a GenBank genome assembly. NCBI's taxonomy places the organism in Eukaryota, Metazoa, Arthropoda, Insecta, Lepidoptera, Papilionidae.